UCGCGCUGCCCUACUCUGCCACAGUCGGGUGGAGGGCUCUCCCAGGGUGUGGGACAGGCUUCUACAGCUCCGAGGAGGAAGUGCAGCCCCGACCUCCUGGUGCCUGUACCUACGAGGUCGCUUUAAGACCAGCAAGCUGGCUUCAGGGAGCUAAGAGAGACUCAGAUUUUCCGGAUUUCCUCAGGCAUCUAUGAGAACUCAGGACUCCAGCCAUGCAGCCACAGGCCCUGCUCCAAAAGGACCGCCCCGUGCCACAAAGGGAGCCACCCGAAUUUUCUUGGCAUCCAGCUGGUGACCUCUGACGUGCAUCCUUGACAACAGGAGUUGCUUGUUAACCUCCCAGAGAGGAUCCCUUUCCUUAGGAGGGCCAGACUGAGUGGGUGAGGGCUGGCCCGUUCCGGACUAUGCCGUCCAAGUCAGCUUGUCUGCGUCACAUGGAGGUACCUGGGCAGCUGGAGGGCAGAAUGCUCCAGGGACAGCUUCCAAACACAGACAAGAACCUCACCCCAACAUCUGGCUCCCUAUCAGCCACUGACCAUCAGGGUUCAGAGACAAACCCCAUGCCUCCUUUCAGCAUUCCAGCAAAACCAAGCAACCAGAAUCCACAAGCUAAGGCAAACCCCAUCACCCCACAGCUACCUAUGAGACCCAAGUUGGAGCGAACCCUGUCCCUGGAUGACAAGGGCUGGAGAAGAAGGCGUUUCCAAGAUAGUCAGGAUGAUCUGACAGUCCAGAAUGGGGCCAGUCCCUGCAUGGGCUCCAUGCAGGACUCCGUUGCCCAGUCUCCUGCCUGCAGUCGGCCCCUACCCUGCCUCAGCACGUCCUUGCAGGAGAUUCCUAAGCCCCGAAGGGCCACAGGCAGUGAGGGAGGGAGCCCAUCCUUGUGGAGUGACUGUCUCCCUGGAAUGAUCAGCACCUCCUUGGACCUCCUGCACAGAGAGGCCACCCCAGGUGGGGGCUCCCCCAGGUUGGCAAGUUUGCAUGCUGCACACACACCACCAGCCAUGGACCUCAACAUAGCCUCCAGCUCCCUGAGAACAGCAAACAAGGUUGACCCUGAGCAUGCCGACUACAAGCUCCGCAUGCAGACCAGGCUGGUCAGGGCUCACAGCAGCCUUGGCUCUAGCAGGCCCCGGAGCCCCUUGGUUGGUGACGAUCACUCCAUUCACUCAGCCAGAUCUUCUUUCAGCCUUCUGGCCCCCAUCCGCACCAAGGACAUCAGAAGCAGGAGCUAUCUGGAGGGAAGUCUUAUGGCCAGUGGGGCCCUGCUAGGAGCAGAUGAGCUGGCCAGGUACUUCCCAGACCGGAACAUGGCUCUCUUUGUGGCUACCUGGAACAUGCAGGGCCAGAAGGAGCUCCCAGCGAGCCUGGAUGAGUUUCUGCUCCCCACUGAGGCCGACUAUACUCAGGACUUGUACGUCAUUGGAGUUCAGGAGGGCUGCUCUGACAGGCGGGAGUGGGAAACACGCCUGCAGGAGACACUGGGCCCUCAGUAUGUGCUGCUGUCAUCAGCAGCUCACGGGGUCCUGUAUAUGUCCCUGUUUAUCCGCAGGGACCUCAUCUGGUUCUGCUCAGAGGUCGAGUACUCCACAGUAACUACACGCAUCGUGUCUCAGAUCAAGACCAAGGGGGCCCUGGGCGUCAGCUUCACCUUUUUCGGCACCUCCUUCCUCUUCAUCACAUCUCACUUCACCUCUGGAGAUGGGAAGGUAGCGGAGCGGCUGCUGGACUACAGCAGAACCAUCCAAGCUCUAGCCCUGCCCCGGAAUGUGCCCGACACAAACCCCUACCGCUCCAGUGCAGGGGAUGUCACUACCCGGUUUGAUGAGGUGUUCUGGUUUGGGGACUUCAACUUCCGCCUGAGUGGUGGACGAGUGGCUGUGGAGGCCUUCCUGAAGCAAGACACAGAGGUGGAUGUGCUGGCACUCCUGCAACAUGACCAGCUCACCCGGGAGAUGAAGAAAGGGUCCAUCUUCAAGGGCUUCGAGGAGGCGGAAAUCCACUUUCUCCCAUCCUACAAGUUUGACAUUGGGAAGGACACCUAUGACAGCACCUCUAAGCAGAGGACACCUUCCUACACAGACAGAGUCUUAUACAAAAGCCGCCACAAGGGUGACAUCUGUCCCAUGAAGUAUUCCUCUUGCCCUGGGAUCAAGACUUCAGACCAUCGUCCUGUGUAUGGCCUGUUCCGGGUGAAAGUGAGGCCAGGGAGAGACAACAUCCCAUUAGCGGCUGGCAAGUUUGACCGAGAGCUAUACUUGAUAGGAAUUAAAAGACGGAUUUCAAAAGAACUUCAGAAACAGCAAACAAUGAAGAACCAGAGCUCCAGUGCUGUGUGCACUGUGUCUUGAAGUUACCAGACAAGUACUGGCUACUGCAGCUUGGGGACCAAGGUCACUGGAAAGAGAUUGGGCUUGUUCUUUGGUGCCUCUUGCCAUGUUGGGGUCUAAUAAACCAUGGCUAGGGGCUCUCCUGCAUUCAGUACAGACCCCAACCCUCAGGACAGCAGUUCCCACAGGCACAUGGCAGGGAUUUGUUCUGAGUGGGACAUAUAGACACCAAGCAGCAGCCUCACACAGAAGCUGUAGACAGAGUGAGGCUCACCCCAAGCAACCCCACACCCUCCCUACGGAACAGUCCCAGCUUCCUGCCCUUGGCACUGUGGCUUUUCAACCCUGUCCCUGUUCUCACGCCAGAGCCCAGGUUACAGAUCUGUGUCCUAGCAGCCCUUUCCUCUUCCAGAGAGGGAUCAGACAACCUCUGCUAGCUUAGAUUCGCAAUGGCCCUAAAACCUGCCAAGGCCUAGAAUUCAGAAGCCAAAGCUAGUCACUUCUGGAGUGUACCUAGCAGGCAUUUUGGCAAGUUUUGGGGUUCUACAUCCUGGCCCCAGGCUCCCAACCUCCAGUUGAAUAGGGACCUCUCCUCUCCACAGCUCUAUCAAUUCAUGGCUUUAGGAGCAUCAGACCAUUUGCUUUUGUGCUGCUAGCCCCAGAAAUGGCAUUAGAGGUGAUGUCACAGGGCAGCACCUUGCUGGGCUUCAUUCCUUGAAGGCGGCUUAGAACUCAUCGUUGCUUUCAAUCUCACCCCAUCCCUGAGCGACAUAGCCUUGAAUGUACAGACACCUAGGGGCAUGCAUCCAUUCUAGUCUUCUAAAUAAUUUAUUUUUCCAUAUUUAUAUUUUUAAAUAAAUGCAUAUAUUCAAUCGUGA
Peromyscus eremicus (cactus mouse) is the source of this 3208-nucleotide messenger RNA. It is a transcript of the gene Inpp5e, whose product is annotated as inositol polyphosphate-5-phosphatase E. The coding region runs from base 405 to 2351 and encodes 648 amino acids. The record is from RefSeq and is a predicted model, not a curated record. Gene Ontology annotation, molecular function: inositol-polyphosphate 5-phosphatase activity. NCBI's taxonomy places the organism in Eukaryota, Metazoa, Chordata, Mammalia, Rodentia, Cricetidae. Gene Ontology annotation, biological process: phosphatidylinositol dephosphorylation. The transcript is spliced from 10 exons.